UUACUGAUCAAGCAACUCAACUGUUCAGCUGUAGCUUACGAAAAUGACGACUAAAUUGAUAUUAUUGUUGGUUUUGUACAUUACUACAUGUCAAGCUACAGACUUUUUUUUAAAAUCGAUCAUCAGUGAAAAGACACCGCUUCUAACUGGCGUGUUUAAGUCGAAAUUCAGAGCAACAACUGGCGCUGCGUUCCAGCUUUUAGUUACCGAUGGAAGAUUUAAGGCAGUUCUUGUACUUGGCGAUAAUAUAAAUGGAAUAAUUGUAUUAAAUAAGACACUUUUUGGUCUCAUUCCAUUUGGUUCCGAAAGAACCUUCAGAAUAACCUGUGAGCUAAGGCACAUAAGAAAUAAUAUACUUCUUGAUAAGAUCAAUCUUGUGGUGUAUGUUUUGAAAGCAGGCUACGCCGAUAGUUUGCUUAAAAAAGCUUUGUCUGUAAUGGAUAAAGUAAAACUAAGUAAUCCUUUCCGACCCACUGGACAAAACUUCAGAUUACCAAAAAAAUUGCAUAGCAUCCUUAUGGCAACAAGGAGCAGAAGGACAAGAGCGAACUCACUGGCUUCAUGCAAGUUUAAUCAGGUGUGCAAAGAGGCUGAAAAACUGAUCAAAACGGAGGUUGACGAGACCGCUGAAAUUUAUGUGGGUCCUGAAGGCAUGUUUUCAGAAGAACGUCUUGAAGAACUAAUAGAAGAGACUGGUUGCAUUCCGGAGAUUUCAAAUAUUCAAUGCGAAGCAAAUCAAGCUUAUCGAUCGAUAGAUGGAACAUGUAACAAUUUAGAUAAUCCAACACAAGGUGCAGCUGAUACUAUUUUUUCCCGCAUGUUUCGUGCUCGAUACUUUGAUGCUGAAGGACUGAAUGAGCCGGCAGGUGGAGGUUUAAAUCAACCUAAUGCACCAAACCUACCUAAUCCUUCCAAAGUAACAGAUGAGUACAUCGUCAUUCAAGAUAAAAAUCAACCAAACCGCGAUGGUAUCACGCAUUUGUUCAUGCAAUGGGGACAGUUUAUUGAUCAUGAUUUAACAUUAGCACCGGAAUCUGAGAAUGGUGACAUAUGUGAAAAUAUACCGUGCGAUGGUAGCGCAGAAGAUUUUGUUGAUCCAUGCUUCCCAAUCUUGCCUUUUGGACAAAGACCAUGUAUUCGAUUAAUUAGAUCUGCGGCAAGAUGUGAUUUUAAGAAAGCUACACCACGUGAGCAGAUUAAUGUAAAUACUGCAUAUCUUGAUGCAUCUAUGGUUUAUGGGUCAUCAGAAAGCGUUCAAGACGCAGUUCGUGAUGCCGGAAAUCUUAGGUUUCUGGCAACUUCUGGUGAUAAUCUUCCUCCAAUUGACAACAGUCAAUUAGGUGAGCCACUUAGCCUUUGCGAGAAUCUUGGAUCUUGUUUCCUCGCAGGUGAUAACCGAAUAAACGAACAAGCAGCUUUAGCAGCUAUGCAUACACUCUGGGUUCGUGAACACAAUCGUAUUGCAAGACGUCUUUCAAGAAUAAAUCCACAUUGGUACUCAGAAAAAAUCUAUCAGGAAGCAAGAAAAAUUGUUGGUGCUUUGAUUCAACAUAUAACAUAUGAAGAAUGGUUACCAAUUCUGAUUGGAACUGAUGUAUUAGAUUCAAACAUCAGAUAUAACCCCAGAGUAAAUGCUUCUAUAUCUAACGAGUUCGCUACAAUAGCAUUUAGGUUAGGACAUAGUUUGAUCAGACCGAAGUUUGAAUUUCUCAAAAGAGACUAUGAAUCUUUUCCGUUCUCUCCAGUCCCCUUGCGCGAACUUUUCUUUAAUAAUACACUGGCUCAAGUCAACGGGAUUGAUGGCUGGAUGAUUGGAAUGGUUGGCAAUGUUUCUCAAGAAAUGGACAAUGAAAUGGCGAUUGGUCUCACAAAUGAAUUGUUCCAGCGUGAUGAAAUCAGCCGAGAAGGUCUAAAUCUUGCUGCAUUGAACAUGCAACGUGCACGUGAACAUGGCCUACGUUUUUAUAGCGCAUUUCUAAGAAGAUGUCAGCGGCGUUAUCCCUUUUUGUAUCCCAGCGAACUUGAUCUCUCUCGUGUGAGAAGUUUUGACGAUAUUAGUGUACUUUUUGAACCAGAAGUACUGCAAAGUCUUAAAUCAGUUUAUAAUAAUCGACCUCAAAAUACUGAUGUGUUUGCAGCUGGCAUUGGUGAAAAACCGCGUAUUUCUUCAGCAAAUGAAAGCCCAAUUCUAGGACCUACCUUUACUUGUAUCGUCAAAGAUCAAUUUGAUCGGUUAAGACAAGGGGAUAGAUUCUUUUACACAAAUCCAUUGCCAGAAGGAUUUACGGAUGCUCAGCGAAAAGCAAUAGAAGCUCGUAAGUUGUCGGAUGUAAUUUGCGACAACAUUGAUGUUAUAUCAGUUCAGCAAAAAGCUUUCUUUGCAAAAGGACGUAAAGAAGUUUGCGAUAGAACAAGGCGACUGAAUAUUAGACCAUGGCGAGAGUCAUCGUGCUGUUGCCAUUAAGUGAAGACUGAAGAGUGUGAAAACCAACUGGAUUUUUUGCUUUAAGUCGUUUUUAAUUGUCUUAAACUAACUACUAAUGAAUGUUUACUUUAGAACUACAGGCUGAAUUUAUAUUCACAGACAAUGAAUUUUCAUACCUAGUAAAAUAAUAUUCCAUGAUUAUUUAUUACAUCGGUAUAAGGAUGUUUGUGUUUCAAAAACGCAUUCAUUCUGAAUAAACUUUUUAUAUUUCAAUGUAAAAGGAUUAUAUAUUUUCAAUAAAUUUAUUCAUGUUGUA
Messenger RNA from Xenia sp. Carnegie-2017, 2741 nucleotides. RefSeq names its product eosinophil peroxidase-like. The record is from RefSeq and is a predicted model, not a curated record. Gene Ontology annotation, biological process: response to oxidative stress. Bases 44 to 2464 code for a protein of 806 amino acids. The transcript is spliced from 6 exons. Lineage: Eukaryota; Metazoa; Cnidaria; Anthozoa; Malacalcyonacea; Xeniidae. Gene Ontology annotation, molecular function: heme binding; peroxidase activity.